AUAGGGGUUAAAACAAAAAAUAAAGCACCGCACCACCGCACCAACACACAGAGCACUUUCUUCCCCUGUUUUUCUCAAAAGCUAUGGAUUCCUCUCCAACUCUCUCCGGCCGCGCCCAAAUGCUACAAAAACAAUGCGACGCCAAUAUUUCACCGAUGGCCAAAAACCACCCCUCUUCCUGCGGGACGCCAUUCUUCUCUCCUUCCUCUUCUCUCUCCUCUUGUUCUUCCCACGGAUCUUCCUAUUACCGGGAUGAUUCUCCCCUCAGUCCUGCCACCCCACUCCGUUUCUCCGGCGUCCCAUUUUCCUGGGAACAUUUGCCCGGAAUUCCAAAAAAACUCCAAAACCAUAAGAAAAAGGAGUCAAUAAAGUUGCUCCCACUACUUCCUCCUCCUGCCACCACAUCCACCUCGAAAAAAUACAAUUCCGACGACCCCACAUCCUGGAAGAAACUCUACAGUGGAGAUCAAAGCUUCAGAACGGAUCCAUUCUUCGCCGCUUUGGUCGAAUGCUCCAAGGACGACGAAGACCAAGAAUCAGGCAAUUUAUGGACCGGUACUAAGAUUUCCCGGAGCAUUAGCGACAGGUUUGGUUUUAUAAAUCUCUACUCUUCCUGUAAAAGCACUUGUGCUGUUUCGGAAUCAAAAGUAUAUCUUCCAAAAUCGAGAAGAAAAUCAUCUUACCGCCUUGUUAACCACCGUUCCCGGUGAACGGAAUCAUGUUCACCAUAUUUACUUUUCCUCUGUUCCUUCUCCUCUUCUCCUACAUUCCCCUGCUUCUUUUUUUUUUCCCCAUUUUUGUAUGUGAAGAAGAGAAGUUUGUCUCCAAGACAGAAAAAUCAGUGUUAUAUAAUAUAAUGAGUAGGAAGCAGUGGAGCAGAGCUGGCCCUGCUUAAUUUAGUUUUAUAAAUGAAUGAUUAGCAU
Messenger RNA from Rubroshorea leprosula, 923 nucleotides. The record is from the annotation of a GenBank genome assembly. Lineage: Eukaryota; Viridiplantae; Streptophyta; Magnoliopsida; Malvales; Dipterocarpaceae.